Messenger RNA from Leptidea sinapis, 846 nucleotides. RefSeq lists its product as uncharacterized. Bases 45 to 380 code for a protein of 111 amino acids. The record is from RefSeq and is a predicted model, not a curated record. The transcript has 5 exons. Lineage: Eukaryota; Metazoa; Arthropoda; Insecta; Lepidoptera; Pieridae.
AUUGAGUAUUGCGAAAAGACGCUACUGUUUUUUAAACACUCAAAAUGCCAAAAUACAAGAAAAUUGUGCGAAAAGGACGUGCAAAGAUGAUUGAAGCUCGCCGGGCUAAAAGAAAUAGACAAAAUAGUGACGAAACGCCAACCACUUCUAAACAUGCUCAACAAAAUUACUUUGAUAUCAGGUUAAAAGAUAACCAAAGUGAUGAACAACCACCAAUAAUGGAUAUUUCUAAUAUACAACCUAUGGAAAUAAGCAAUAAUGAUUUACGAGAGGACUUUGCAGGAGACUUCACGAAACUGAAAUCACUGAAGAAACCAAUAAAAACAUUGAAGAGUUUCAAAUUUCGUAUGAAAUGGAAGCAGAAACUAACGAAAAAAUAAUACACAGAAGAAUUAUUGAUGUCAGCCACUUCCUUUCCGAAUUAAAACGUAUUUCAAACCAUGGACCACUUGGAUGCAGCUUCACAGAACUUGACCUCAUAUCUGAAACCCUAAUUGGUCUACAGUCAAAAUUUACAUUUAAAUGUCGGUUUUGCAAUCUAAAGUUUGUCAUAAAUGGAGACAAUUGCAGUGAAAACUACCUAAAUAUUAAUACGUGCGCUGUCGCAGGUACUAUUGCAGUAGGUGCGGGGCAUUCACAGCUGGAUGAACUUAUGUCAGCAAUCAAUCUCCCGUUGUUAUCUGAAAAGACGUAUUCAGAGAACCAUGAACUUAUUAGUAGGAAAUGGGAAGAUGUUUUAUUAGAAUCUAUGAGUCAGGCUGCAAAAAGAGAAAAGCAAUUCGCAAUUUCUAACGGCAGGGUGAACAAAGAUGGAAUUCCCAUAAUAGAUGUCAUUGCUGAUGGUUG